AUGAAAUUCAUCAUUGAAUUGCUGUUUGAAACGGCUGAAUUGAAUGGUUUCGAUGGGAAUAUUCUUGCGAAAUUAGCUGAGAUAAGCGUUGAAAAUGGCGAUGUUGUAGAGAAAUGGUUGAAGAAAAUUCCACCGAUCGAACGAGCUGUAUCUGUAAGACAUCCACUGUAUGAAAGAUUUAUGAACGUUACGAUUCCUGAACGAAUUUAUGCUCAAAGUAAUGAUAAUAUUAAUGGUAAUGAAAACGCAAUGCUGGCUGUUUGGUGCAUCAGUAAGGAUAUCGUGAGAUCAUCAAAAGUUGAGCAACUUCGAGUGUUGAUUGGCUAUCUGAAGUUGAUUGAGAUGGAAAAACGUGCGACAGCCUUACUAAUAGCGAUGUAUAAUUUUGAGUUGAUCGCAUCGCUGGAAGAGCGUCUCCGGUUACUGCUUCAACUGAUUUCGUUAUCGAGAGUCGACGGGCAUUCCUUGAAAGUAAGUUACUGCGUGAAUUAG
Messenger RNA from Anisakis simplex (herring worm), 492 nucleotides. The record is from the annotation of a GenBank genome assembly. NCBI's taxonomy places the organism in Eukaryota, Metazoa, Nematoda, Chromadorea, Rhabditida, Anisakidae.